Homarus americanus (American lobster) is the source of this 1240-nucleotide messenger RNA. RefSeq lists its product as uncharacterized. Lineage: Eukaryota; Metazoa; Arthropoda; Malacostraca; Decapoda; Nephropidae. Bases 330 to 983 code for a protein of 217 amino acids. The record is from RefSeq and is a predicted model, not a curated record. The transcript is spliced from 3 exons.
UGUCUGGCUACAUCACUCGACCACAGCUAAGUCCUGCCAACACGGCCGCUCUUCUGCUGUCCCGCUACACACAGCCAGGACCAGUUUGCUGUUCUUGCUACACACAGGACCAGUUUGCUGUUCUUGCUACACACAGCCAGGACUAGUUUGCUGUUCUUGCUACUCCCAGGAUCAGUUUGCUGUUCUUGCUACACACAGGACCAGUUUGCUGUUCUUGCUACACACAGCCAGGACCAGUUUGCUGUUCUUGCUACACACAGGACCAGUUUGCUGUUCUUGCUACACACAGGACCAGUUUGCUGCUCAUAUCACCGUAUAAGGUAAGGCAGAUGCGUGUGAGUUACGUUAUCGCUGCAGCGCUUGUGUUUGGGUCGGUAUGUGAUGGUCUCUUCGAUAUUCCUAAUCCGCCCUUCGUGGCUGGUAGUAUGAGAACUCUACUGGCAGGGACCGGGCUGGCUCUCUUAAAGACGGGACUUAUCAUCGAGGUUGCAAACUUGGCCUACCGCAAGACACAGGAGGAGGAGGAAGAUAGUUAUGGCAUCGCGGAUAGUGCUUCACGAAGGACCUCCUAUCCUCAUCCCUCUUCUUUUUACAAGUUUCUAGAUCCUAGUGUCUAUCCCCCCCGCUCCCGCCAACAGCGAGCCAUCACACAGGGGAUAGGGGAGAUGGAGGAGGCGGAGAAGCUGUUGCUGUCAGCCGCCACUCACCUGGACACUGACGGCUGUGUACUGAAGCUCCUGUGUCACCUGAACAACAAACAGGUAGAUGCUCGUACGCUGGAGGAAACCGUCCUCCUCCAAAUGUUCUCCGACAACCUGGAGACCAUGUCCUCCUACAACACAGCCUUCCAGGAGACUAGAGAUGUCGACCAGACCCAAGACCAAGUAACAUGUGACAAGAUGUUCCCCAACUGUCCCCUGACGGAGGAGGAGCUGGGUAGUCUCUUGCGGCAGACGUGGGGCUGUGGGAGCCUCAACCAUUAACGUGUAUGACAGACGCGGAGCUUCAAAAUGUCCUGUCAUAGUUCAAGUUUACUAUUUCCAAGUAAUUGUUGAGAUAUCUACAUAAUGAACGGAGAAUUACGUUCAUUAUACCCGAAUAUAACACUGUAGUUAAUUUCACCGGGAAACAAACCAACUCUCAGUGUUUGUGUCAAUGAACUUAUACUUUUUCGUCUGGUUAAUACUAUAGAUGGCGUCUGCCGGUCUAUUUAUAUACACACAAUAAACUUACGCAAGUA